GCCGCGGCCCGCAGCGCGGAGACGCGGGGCCGCCACCUCCCCUCAGGCGCUGGGCGCGGCGGCCGCGAGAGCCGCAGGUGGUUCCCCGGGCCGGCCCUUUUCUCCUCCCCCUUUCCUUUCUUUCGCCUCCCCUCCCUCUCGCCCGGUGUCGGCGGCACUUCCCCCGCUUCCUCCUCCCUCUCCAAUCGGGAGGGAGGGAAGGAGCCGCCGGCUCUUUCCUGCCUCCCUGCAAACUUGAGCGGGACUCCCGUCUCCAUUCGCCACCGCGGCCACCGCGCCCCGCGCCCGGGAGCUGCUUCUCGAACUUCCUCUCUGCGCGCGGCCAGGCACUCCGGCGGUGGGAGGACUCCUCUGGGCGCCAGGCAGCCGCGGCUCCGACCCUCGGAGCCCUUCCCCGCGGCUGCCCGGUCUCUUUUGCCUCGGCGCCCUACCACCCGCCCGCCCGCGCGUCCGUCGGUCCGUCCUUCCUGCCCGCCUCGCCUCCGCCCCGCGGCAGGAGCCACCAGGCUGCCCCGCGGCGCCCCGCCGCUGCCCGGACUUUCCUUUGUGUUGGAUGCGCACUCGCGCCCCGCGCCGACGAGGGGCGGACUGAGGGCUGCGCUCGCCCCGGGCGGCCCGCCGCGCCGUCAGCCCGCGUCCCCGCUCCACCGCCCCCCGCCAUGCCCUUCCACCAGAGGGCCGUGGAGCCCGCGCGGCUGCGCCGGCCCGAAGCGGCCGGGGCCGCGGGCGCGCCGCUCUUCCGCUCACUGGAGCAGGUCAGCUCGCACGCCCUGGUCUGCCUGCUGGCGCAGCUCGCCGACCUGUCGCGCUGCGCGGGGGACAUCUUCGGCGAGCUCGAGGGCCAGGCGGCGGCGCUGGGCCGCCGCACCGCCGCGCUGCACCGCCGCCUCGACGCCCUGCACGCCGCCGUCGCGCGCCUCGACCACCGCCGAGUGAAAAUCCCGGUUUCCAACCUUGAUGAGGAGAGUCGAUGGACAGUCCACUACACUGCUCCAUGGCACCAGCAGGAGAAUGUGUUCCUUCCCACCACAAGACCACCGUGUGUAGAGGACCUGCACCGCCAAGCCAAGCUCAACCUCAAAUCAGUAUUGAGGGAAUGUGACAAACUGAGGCGGGAUGGCUACCGAAGUUCUCAGUACUACUCCCAGGGACCCACCUUUGCAGCCAAUGCCAGCCCACUCUGUGAUGAUUAUCAGGAUGAAGAUGAAGAAACAGAUCAAAAGUGUUCUAUUUCUUCAUCAGAAGAAGAAAGACUUAUUUCCAUCAGGAGACCUAAAACGCCAACCUCAAGUGACUUCUCUGACCUUAAUACUCAAACAAAUUGGACCAAGUCACUUCCCUUGCCAACACCAGAAGAGAAGAUGCGACAGCAAGCCCAGACGGUCCAGGCUGAUGUGGUUCCCAUUAACAUAACUGGGGAGAAUUUCGAUCGCCAGGCCAGCCUUCGGCGGUCUCUAAUUUACACAGACACUCUGGUAAGACGACCGAAGAAAGUCAAAAGGAGAAAGACUAUUACAGGAAUCCCUGACAACAUACAGAAGGAGCUAGCAUCAGGCACGGGCCAAGAUGAUGUUGGGGGUCACUCAGUAUACACCCCAGACCACUACUCUACACUAGGAAGGCUUGAUAGCUCUCGGUCUGCUGGGCAGCGCUCAGAAACCAGGGACUCCAGCUGUCAGACUGAGGAAGUGAAAGUUGUACCACCUUCCAUGAGAAGAAUCAGGGCACAGAAGGGCCAAGGCAUUGCUGCCCAGAUGAGCCACUUCUCAGGCUCCUCUGGGAACAUGUCUGUGUUGAGCGAUUCUGCGGGCAUUGUAUUCCCUUCCCGGCUCAACAGUGAUGCUGGUUUCCACAGUCUCCCACGUUCUGGGGCAAGGGCGAGUGUUCAGUCCCUGGAGCCACGGCUGGGAGCCCUGGGCCCCACAGAAGACCUGGAUGGCCCUUACGCCUACCACAGCGAUCACCCACAAGUAGAUGAAAACUUAGGACAUUUAGGAGGAGCCUCAAGGACUGGAAUGCUUUUGAGGCCCAAGUCCCAGGAGCUGAGGCCUUUUGAGAAUGUAAUCAGCCCAGCAUGUGUGGUCUCUCCUCACGCCACCUACUCCACCAGCAUCAUCCCAAAUGCCACACUCUCUUCCUCCUCGGAGAUUAUUAUUAUUCACACUGCUCAGAGUUCAGGACAGCUGGACAGCAAAAUUACCAGCUCCUCUUCGUACACAAAGAUAAAAUCCAGAGACCACCUCCUCUCCAGGCAUGCUAGUAAAGAGGACCAUCAGCCUCCCAGUGGGAACUGGACAGAGGGUCACCCCAGCAUUCUUUCACAGGCCUUAGGUCCCCAUUCCCCCGCUGCAACCACGCUGUUGUCGCUCUGUGACUCAGCGGUCUCUCUUAAUAUGCCAGCACAUCAGGAGAAUGGAUCCCAAGCCAUGAGCUAUAACUGUAAAAACCACCUGAGCUCUCCAGCCCACGCCCAGGACAUGGAUGGCAAGAGUGAGUCCAGUUACUCUGGAGGUACGGGGCCCGGCAGCUCCGAGCCCUGGGAAUACAGUGCCUCUGGUAACGGGCAGGCAUCCCCAUUGAAGGCACAUGGGGCAACUGGCUACUCCACUCCUGGGAGUAACGUGAGCAGCUGCAGUUUGGACCAGACAUCCACCAAAGAUGAUGCCAGGUCCUUGUAUUCAGAGGAGCAUGAUAGCUACUACACGUCUAUGCAGCCUGACCCGGGAUGCAGAUCUGGAAACCAGAACAGUAGCGAUGGCUUUGGGAACCCCAGGCACAGUGUGGUCAACGUGUUUGAUGGGAGAGCUCAGAAAAACCAAGGGGACCGGUCACAUUUCCGUGACAAGUCUCUCUCGCGGAAUAUCUCUCUGAAAAAAGCGAAGAAGCCGCCUCUGCCACCCUCGAGGACGGACUCCCUGCGCAGGAUUCCCAAGAAAGGCAUCCAGUCAAACGGGCAGGCGCUGAACGAGAGCCUGAUCGCCUCGCUCCAGCACUCGCUGCAGCUGAACCUCCCGGGCAAGGGCGGCAGCUCACCCUCGCAGAGCCCCUGCAGUGACUUCGAAGAGCCUUGGCUGCCUCGCUCUCGCAGCCAGAGCACGGUGAGCGGGGGCAGCAGCAUGACCUCGGCCACCACCCCCAACGUCUACUCCCUGUGCGGGGCCACGCCAUCGCAGAGCGACACGAGCAGCGUCAAGUCGGAGUACACGGACCCCUGGGGUUACUACAUUGACUACACCGGCAUGCAGGAAGACCCCGGGCACGCCAGCGGGGGCUGCUCGGCCAGCAGCGGGGCGUUGGCCGGGAACGGGCCAGUCCACCAUAUCCACGAGGGAGCCAGGACCAUGAUGCCCCAAGUGCCUGGUGGCUCCAUCAAACCAAAGAUCACAUCGCCGGAGAAAUCCCACAGGGUCACUUCUCCGUCCAGUGGGUAUUCCAGCCAGUCCAACACACCCACAGCACUCACCCCCGUGCCUGUGUUUUUAAAGUCAGCGUCACCAGCGAACGGGAAGGGGAAGACCAAGCCCAAGGUGCCAGAAAGGAAGUCCUCUCUGAUAUCUUCAGUCUCCAUCUCCUCCUCGUCCACGUCUCUGUCUUCCAACACUUCCACGGAAGGAGGCGGGACCAUGAAGAAGCUGGAUUCGGUGCUGGCGUCUCCCCCUGCCGCUGCCCCUCUUCCUUCUCCUCCCUCACCAUGUCCUGCGGACAAGUCUCCUUUCCUUCCUCCUCCCCCGCCUUUAGCGGAUUCCCCCAACGGCGCUCUGCCUCAGUCUCCCCUCUUCCCCCCUCCGCCGCCUGAAGCUCUCACUCCCUUCUCUCCCCCCUCCAGCGCGUGCUUUCCUCCUCCCCACAGGGCACUUAGCCCCCUUACUCUGGGUGCCCCUGCUUCCCUGCCGCCUGCCCCCGCUUCCGGACCCUCCUCAGUUCCCCCGCCUGCCCCACCCCUUGACCCCAAAUGGAUGAAAGAUGCCAGGCCUUCUUUGAAAAAAUCUGCCCAGCCAGAAUGCUCCCGGGAGGCCUUCCGGCAGCCUCCUAACAAGGAGGAGGGCAGCAGACCCCCCAUGCCCCUGAUAACCACCGAAGCGUUGCAGAUGGUACAGUUGAGGCCCGUGAAAAAGCACUCAGGAACCGAGCAAGCACUGUUAUAUGAACAAGUAUCUCAGGAAAAACUAACUCCGGUUGUUCCCCAGUAUCAUUUAAAGCCAUCUGCUUUCAUGAAAUCCCGAAAUAGCAUAAAUGAAAUGGAGAGUGAAAGCCAGCCUGCCUCUGUGACAAGCUCGCCGCCGACUCCUGCCAAGAGCUUGAGUCAGGGUCACCAGGACAGUGCAGCCGAGCGUGGCCUCCCGAGCCGCAGCCCGGGCAGCGCCGGGGAGUCAGAGGCUGGGCCGGACCCCAGGGCCACCCCGCUGCAGGAGCCCCCCGGCCCUUCACCCAGCAGGAAGCCGCCCCCCAUUUCCAAGAAGCCCAAACUGUUCCUCGUGGUGCCGCCUCCGCAGAGAGAUUUCACAGCGGAGCCCGCGGAGAACGUGAGCGGAGCAUCACCCAUUCCCACGAGGGGAGAGGCAACAGAGAGUUGUAGAGCCAGGGCUGGUGCUGAGGAGACGGGCUCUGGCAGCUUGGUUCUCGAGGGAGGAGCCGCAGGAGCCGCGUCCCCGGAUAGAGUGAAAGCCAAUGUCCCCAUGGUGCAGCCCGAUGUCUCGCCAGCCCCCACGCGGGAGGAGCCAGGUGCCGAGAACGGUGCAGACGGUGGAGGCAGCGUGGAGAGCUGCCUGUCGCUCCAGGACGGAGGGCCUGGGGUGCCAGAGCCUGACACAGCUGGUUCUUCCUCUGAAGCCAGUGACUUCCUUAGGGAAGAAGGGAGUGAUGAGGUGAUGACCCCCAGUAGACCCCGGACCACAGAAGACCUUUUUGCAGCUAUUCACAGAUCCAAGAGGAAAGUCCUCGGCCGUAAAGAUUCAGAUGACGAUCACUCCCGGAACCAUUCUCCUUCCCCUCCAGUGACACCCACCGGUGCUGCCCCCAGCCUGGCGUCCCCAAAACAAGUGGGCUCAAUUCAGAGAAGCGUCCGUAAAAGCAGCACCAGCAGUGACAACUUCAAAGCUCUGCUGCUAAAAAAGGGGAGUCGCUCAGACACCAGUGCCCGCAUGUCUGCCGCCGAGAUGCUAAAGAACACAGACCCUAGAUUCCAGAGGUCAAGGUCAGAGCCUUCGCCAGACACCCCCGAGAGCCCAUCCAGCUGCUCCCCAAGCAAGAACAGAAGGGCCCAGGAGGAGUGGGCCAAGAACGAAGGCUUGAUGCCUCGGAGUCUGUCCUUCUCCGGCCCCCGGUACGGCCGCAGUCGGACCCCACCUUCUGCCGCCAGCAGCAGGUUCAGCGUGCGGAACCGGAUCCAGAGCAGCCCCAUGACCGUUAUCUCGGAAGGCGAAGGGGAGGCCCUGGAGCCAGUAGACAACAGGGCUCAUUGGGCCCUGGACACGGCAAGGGGGUGUUCCCUGGAUGGACUGGUAGGGGGUGAAACAGACCGGGGAAGCCUGCUCUAUGGUGGGGAGCCCGCCGCCUCCUUGCAGGUGCAGGGUCCCAGCCCCACAGAUGGGCCGGUCCGCACCGAGGGCGCAGAUCCAGCAGAACAGAGUGGAGGUCCUCUGCGGGAAGAGAGCUAGGGACGAGAGUCUGAUUCUCCCAGGUAAUGUGAGGGAGGCGUGCAACAUGCGGCUCUAGGAAAGCCCGGCACACAGGUACCCUUCCCUGCCUGGCCUGCAGAUCCCACUCAGCAUUCGCUCCGUUCCUGCCCUGGGCCCCAGCGUGGAAGAAGAGCAUCCCAUAGGACUCACUUGGCACUUGCCCUGUGGCUUAAAAGCAAGUAGAAGCUUAACUUCUUAAAGUGCUUCCUGGGGAAGACUUUUUUUUUUUUUUUUUUUUUUCAAAAUGCUGGGUGUAUGUGUGGAGGGGUGUGUGUGCAUUUUGAACACUUUACAUGUUUAAAAAAAUACACACAUACAGCGUAUACAGAAGUAGGAGAAGGAAACACAGUUAAGCUGGGUAGAGGGAUGGAGGCUUCUGGACUAGGUAAGAAUCACUUUAAAAGUAUCACGUUGUCAGAAAUUAGUGAGUUCCCGAAGACGGGAGUGAGAGAAGCGUUCCUUCUAAGAAAGAGGGGGCCUGUGCGUGGUGCCCCUGCAGAGGACACACGGCAGUGCAGGCCCCAGUGAGCUUUCCAUGUGAGCCAUGUCAUCAUGAACCCAAAACGAUGGGAAAGGGCUAACGGACUAAUGGGUUCAGGUACUUUUUUCUUGGGGGGUGGGGUGGGGGACUUUGUUUCCUUUUCGUGAAAUUGGCAAACACGUGAAGGGGCCACGCUCUAAUCUGGAGCGAGCUGCUGGUGCAGACACAGACUCCCAGCUCUCAGCCUGACUUUGAGACACGUGGGUCCUUCUGUACUGAAUUCCUGCCCUGAGGAGCAGCAGAGGCCUCCUUGAGACUAGCAGUGAGGUGGGCAUAUGCGGUUACACUGAGCGAGGAGGGGGCACGUGAGACACUGCUGGAAGCGGUUUCCUGCUUAGUCAAUAAAACUAUUUUUCAGAAUUAAAUUUGAAAACUUGCACUACGGAACUGUGGGUGGAGAUUUUCCUUUUACGACUAUUUGUACCAGAGUUUAAACUUCCAUUUGGCAAUUUCUUACCACUUGAAAUGUCAGCAUUUGCUAACUUUUGGAUAUCCUUUUGGUUACACCAAAGAAAAAGGUAUGGCUAUUUUUCCUUGAACUGCCUACAGUAUCAUGUCCUCAUUUGAAAAGGUUUAUGAGAAUCGAUUAUAUAUUACCUUACUCUGAAGAAAAUGCUGAAUAGCUCUUGUUAGUCAAAUAAACUAAUACAAAUUGGCAGGGCCAAUUAGCCCUGAGAAAUGAGUUUUUAGAUUAAAAGAUUUUUUGCAUCAUUUGGUUUGUGAGUUUUUAUAUAUUUUAUAAGGAAUUGAGUUGGCUAAUUACCUUCUAAUCUUCUCCAGUUAGAAUUCUAAUACUUUUAGGCAUGGGAGAAAAGUGUGUAAAGUAUUUAUUUUUAUGUCCUAUUCCUGUGACCUCCUUUCCCUAUUCCCUCCCAACUGAUGUGGACUUGGACUCCUGUAUUUGUUGGCUAAAUAAAAUAAGUCUUGUCUUCUUCAUUCGAAGAACCUAA
Messenger RNA from Mustela lutreola (European mink), 7169 nucleotides. RefSeq names its product NHS like 1 (gene NHSL1). The transcript has 8 exons. The coding region runs from base 660 to 5657 and encodes 1665 amino acids. The record is from RefSeq and is a predicted model, not a curated record. Lineage: Eukaryota; Metazoa; Chordata; Mammalia; Carnivora; Mustelidae. Gene Ontology annotation, biological process: cell differentiation.